Leishmania mexicana MHOM/GT/2001/U1103 is the source of this 765-nucleotide messenger RNA. RefSeq lists its product as hypothetical. The annotation marks the transcript as partial. The record is from RefSeq and is a predicted model, not a curated record. The transcript has a single exon. Lineage: Eukaryota; Euglenozoa; Kinetoplastea; Trypanosomatida; Trypanosomatidae.
AUGUUCUCCUUGUUGAACGACUGGGCGGAGUCCGCCGCCGACGCUGUCAAGAGCGUCUCUAGCAAAGGCAUCGACAUAGUCCGACAAACAGGCGUGCUGGAUGCCUUGGAGAGCGUGUCGGUGGACCACAACUCGGCCACCGCGGCUGCAGCACCGCAAGAAAAGACGCUGAGCGUACCGAACAUCAUGACGCCGCCUCCCACGUGGGCAGGCAGCGAGGAGGAGUGGGUGUGGUGCGUGGAGGCUGCUUUGCGUGACCCCAAUACGUGCGCCCUUACCCCAGCCACCUUGCGCGUCGAUGCCUCGCUGUGGGAGGAGCUGAAGACGACCGUCGCGCACCUCCUCGAAGCCCCGCCACCGCCUGGAAAAGCCGACUCGCCAGCGCCCACGCCAACGGGUAAUAGCACCGAAGCGUCAGCGGCUCUGGCUGCGACACUGCUCGAGCGGACCGGUGACGCGUACACCCCUGCCGCAGACCUGGUGAUGUAUAUUCAGGAACAUUACGAGGUGUAUCAGGUGCGUUCCUACACUGUGCCGCGCUUCACCUCGGACGAAGACUACUGGUUGAACAUUGGAUGGCGCAUCGACUUAUACCGGCAGUGCGUCAACGCGGGGCAGCUCUUGACAUUGAUGCAGACCCUGUCACGCCUGCCGCAGCCGCUGCGUGAUAUUGCCGCGGCGGCGAGCAAAGCAGCAACGGCCAAGGCUGAAGCGGUUGGAAGCGCGCCACAUGAAGGCGGAGGCGAUGCCUGCCAAAAUGACGAU